UUUUCUCUUCCUUGUACUCUCUCAAACCCCAAAAUAACCUCUCUCUCUCUCUCUCCCUCCCUCCCUCUCCUCUCUCCCUCUCUCUAGAAUGAAGAGCCAAAACCCAAAUUCCAUCGCCUCCGAUCUCAAGGCCCUCAUCUCAGCAGCGAGAACAAGAAGAACCAAGCUCUUCGUCUAUGGCUUUGCGUUCGCCUUUGUAGCCUGCACUGCGUUCUUGGCCUUCAACCCAUCGACCAAUGCGUCCUCCCCUUGGUUCUACAACCUCUUCUCUUCUUCCUCGGCUUCAUCAUUCAAGGCCUCGAUCGAUCCCUAUCGAUCCCAGGUUUCCUCCCUCUUCUCCCACUUCUUCCCCAAUUCUUCGUCGUCGGUGGCCGAUGGGGUUGAUGGAGGAGGUGGGCAUUCUGAAGGUGGGAUUUUGGGAAGUGGGUCCGGGGUCAAUGGAUCUCAGAUAGAGAAUCAGACUCAGGUUGGAUUUGGGUCUGUAGAAAAUGGAGUUUUGCGGGAGAAUCAGACUGAUGGUGGGGUUUUGAAUGAGAAUUCAACAGAAACUGGCGGUGGGAGCGGAGUUACAGAGCAGAAACAGGGGAAUCCUGAGGUUGAGAUCAAGAAAGGUGAAGCUUCAGAGAGCAAGAACCAGACCGAUAAUGGAAGCGAGUCACAAGGAAUUGGAGCUUCAAAAGAGAAUCAAACCGCGAUUGGACCCGGAGGAAGUGAAGUUACAGAGCGAAAACAGGGGACCACUGAGGUUGUGAUCAAGAAAGGCGGAGUCUCAGAGAGCAAGAACAAGACCCAGGGCGAAACCGAAUCACAAGGAAUUGCAGUUUCAAAAGAGAGCCGAACUUCAACUAGUGAAGCCCCUUUGAAAUCUAAUGUAGAUCCGUCGAGUACCCAGAAAGAAUCCAAGGCCAAUUCUACGAGUUCGAUUGCGAAAACGAACGAAUCGAUGGAGCUGAGUUCAAAUGGGAGCAACGAGAAGAAGAAAGAGAAGCGGAUUGAAGAUAUGAUUGGUUGUGACUUGUUUCAUGGGCAUUGGGUGAAAGAUGAAUCUUAUCCUCUGUAUCCCGAGGGAUCUUGCCCUAAUAUUGACGAGUCUUUUAAUUGUUAUCGCAAUGGUAGGCCAGAUCGAAAUUAUCAGAAGCUACGAUGGCAGCCGACUGGUUGCAACAUCCCAAGAUUGAAUGCAACUGAUAUGUUGGAGAGACUGAGGGGGAAGCGCCUAGUUUUUGUUGGUGAUUCUCUCAAUAGGAACAUGUGGGAGUCUCUGGUUUGUAUCCUGAGGAACUCGGUAGAGGAUAAGAGCAAGGUUUUUGAGGUUUCUGGUCGUCGCGAAUUCAGAACGCUAGGGUCUUAUUCUUUCUUGUUUAAGGAUUAUAAUGCCACCGUGGAAUUUUUUCGUUCCCCUUUUCUUGUUCAAGAGUGGGAGAUGCCCGAUGGGAACGAGACGAAAGAAACUUUGCGUCUUGAUAUAAUUGAGAGAUCAUCUUCCAACUACAAGGAUGCCGAUGUCAUUAUCUUCAACACAGGCCAUUGGUGGACUCAUGAGAAGACCUCAAAAGGGAAAGGCUACUAUCAAGAGGGGAAUAGAGUCUAUGGUGAGCUCAAUGUUGUGGUAGCAUUCCAUAAAGCUCUCAAUACAUGGGCAAGGUGGGUAGAUGCCAAUGUGAAUCCGAAGAAAACCCUUGUCUUCUUCAGGGGUUUCUCUGCUGUUCAUUUCAGUGGAGGGCAAUGGAACUCUGGAGGGGCAUGUGACCGAGAGACAGAGCCGAUAGAGGAUGAGAGGUAUUUAUCCUCUUAUCCUCCAAAGAUGAAUGUUCUUGAGUCAGUGCUGAAAGAAAUGAAAACCCCUGUUUCCUUUAUGAACAUCACUAGACUUACCGAUUAUAGAAAGGAUGCUCAUCCUUCUGUCUACCGAAAGCAAAAUCUUACUGAAGAGGAGAGAAAAGACCCUUUAAGAUUUCAAGAUUGCAGCCAUUGGUGCCUCCCUGGUGUGCCUGAUUCAUGGAAUGAGCUAUUAUACGCCGAAAUAGUUUUGAGGCAAUAUCAAAUGAGUCAGUAAGUUGGAUAAACCCUGCAAAUAUUAAAUUCGUGGUUGUUUGUAUAUUGUUUAUAAAUCUCAAAGUACAAGAACAGAGUAACAAAGGAGAAAGAGAGCAGAAGAUGGAAUUUUCGUAUGGAGAAAGAAAGAGAGUUUCGUUGAAGAAGAAAGGUCUGGUUAUAGAUUUAUCCGUGUAUUAAAGAGGAAAAGGUUACUUGUUUUUGUUUGAUAUUUUCCACUUUUAUAAUAUUCUUUUAGCCUGUUCAGGCUUAUAAUGUAACUUUAGGUCUCAUACGAGAAAUUAAAAACUUAUUUGUGAAUAGAGAUAUAAAUUAUUGUUA
Asparagus officinalis (garden asparagus) is the source of this 2376-nucleotide messenger RNA. Its product is annotated as protein trichome birefringence-like. Gene Ontology annotation, molecular function: O-acetyltransferase activity. Lineage: Eukaryota; Viridiplantae; Streptophyta; Magnoliopsida; Asparagales; Asparagaceae. The record is from RefSeq and is a predicted model, not a curated record. The transcript has 5 exons. The coding region runs from base 89 to 2056 and encodes 655 amino acids. Gene Ontology annotation, cellular component: Golgi apparatus.